AGUUGUUGAUGCCUGCUUCGAUACAAUAAAUUUAGCAAAUUUUUCAAUUUUCUGUUUAUUACCUCUUUAUUUUCAUGUCAAGAAGCAACUGUAAUGGAAACGCCAGAGAUUCGUUUGAGUUGUACGAAUCGGAGAAGAUUAAAGGCUCGCCAGAAACCGAGAAGAUUCUACGUGGUUUCCCAAAAUUACCCUUAGUGGUUUGUGAGCGAUUAGAUAUAACACCUUUACUGAAAAUGCCGUUAGUUUUGAGAGAACCAACCUUUGUAGCCGUAGAUCAAGUAGCUAAUUUCAGCAAGAAAUGUUCAGUGAGAUUAAAGCGGGAAAAUUUGUUGGAACUGAAAGAGGUAUUCUUGAAGAGAAAUCUCAUAAAAAAUGCUAGCUAUGAGUGUAAUAUCUGUCAGAAGGUGUAUCUGAGUGAGAAAAAGCUCUUAAACCAUCAAGAGAAUAAACAUGUGAUAUUAUGCUACAAGCCUAAAAAUAAAAUACGUAAGAAAGUGUCCUUUUCCGACCAAAUUAUAGUUCAUGAAGUUAAAGAAUACCACAGGUGUCGAAAGUGUCCCAAGAUUUACGAAGAUUAUAACUCACUAAGGGUCCACAUGAAGGAGUUCCAUAAAAAGCGUAGGUGCUACAUAUGUUUCUAUUGCUCAAAAGAUUUUAUAGACCGUAUGUUCUUCAAAGUGCACAUAAAACUGCACUGUGACUCGUGCGGGCUGCUCUUACCUAAUAAAAAACAGUACAUAGAACAUAGACGUAGCACGUGCAAAACAGUAAAAAAAUACGAAUGUAAAACAUGUCACAUAUCCUUAUUUAACUUUCUGGAUCUGAAAGACCACAGCUACGAACACUUAGGCCAGUUUUAUAUUUGUGAUAUUUGUAAGGACAGGUUCGAUGACAAAUGUGGUCUAACACACCAUAUAAAGUUCUUGCAUUCUAAAAAACGGCCUGAAUCUUUAUACUCAAACCAUUUUGUUGGUUCGGAUAGGGUUUAUGUUUGCAACUUUUGCGAACUAAGUACAGAGGAGAGGGUGACGAUGGCUAAGCAUGUUUCCACUUUUCCUGAAUAUGGAAAGUGUGCAAUGACUGGUUAUAAAGAUUUUUACUUUUGUGAUCAGUGCUUUGAAAAGUUCAGUACAGAAACUGAUAUGUUACAGCAUAAGUGGACCCAUUAUUUGAAAACUACCAAUAUAAAGAAUGAACUACCUAAACCUGUGACCCUUUUGAAUAUGAAAGGUUCUACUACAAAUAGUACUCAGAAUAUACAAACAGUCAAUGCACAAAAUGUUACAGUGGCUUUAUUGGAUCAUAAUGCUCAUACACCUAGAAUUAUUUAUAAUGCUAAUGAAAAACUGCCAGCGUUUCUUCAACCCAGAGUUCUUGUGGAAAAACUUAUUGUACCGCUAGAAACAAGUUCACCGGUCAACUUUAGCGAUGUAACCAACUUAGAUUUGAACUCGUUAAAGAAACCAAUUAUAGAUCGAAAGAAGACUAUCUUGUCAAAACAUAGAUGCGAGUUAUGCUGCAAAUACCUGUCCACAAACUACUGUCUCACGCGGCAUAUGAUGGCCGUGCAUGGAAUAAGGAGAGAAAAUAAUUUCGAUUGCCUCCACACAACUAGAGGUACACUUCACUGCAGCGAUUGCGAAGAAGAUUUCGACCUACCCUCGUUAUUUGAAAAUCAUAACUGCAUCGGAGUACCACUCCAAGAUUCAAGCCUGGAAAUACAACUCAAUACGAGUGCGUUCAGCCAUCACAACGGCUUCGAUGACAUAAGCAUAGAUAUUGAAGAGGAUUACAUCAACUCUAUCGAUUUUGAUAUACCUGCACCGAUAGUUGAGCUAACCGAAUAUGAUAACGUCACUUUAGUCAUCAACGGCGCCCACGAGCAGUUGAACAACGCAGCUGUUAGCGAUGGUGUAAACGGGCAGUCGAGCAGCAUUGUAGCUAGCGGUGACGACGGGCAGUUAUACAGCCCGCAGUUGAACAAUGUUGGGGUUAGCGGUAACAUCAACGGGCAGUUCAACAACGUUGCAGUUGGUGGUAACGACGUGCAGUUGCAUAGCCCACAGUUGAACGGAUUUGCAGGAAGCUGUAACAUCAACGCGCAGUUGGACCACGUUGAGGAAAGCGGUAACUUCAACGCGCAGUUGAAUAACGUUGCAGUUGCUGGUAACGUGAUGCAGUUAUAUAUCCCGCAAUUGAACAGUGUUGCAGUGAGUGGUGACAUCGACUUGAAUAAUGUAGCAGUUAACGGUAACAACAACGGGCAGUUGCACAAAGUUGCAGUUGACGGUAACGACACUCAGUUAUACAACGCGCCGUUGAACAACGUUGCAGUUAGUGGUAAAGAUGUGCAGUGUUUUAACGAGCAGUUAAUAAAGGUUGCAGUUAACGAUAGUGGCAAGCAGUCUUUUACUGAGCAGAUAACUCUGGACGACAGUACAUCUCAACACUCCACGUCAUAUAGCCUGCCUGCGCUAUUUUUUCGUUUGUUGGUUAAACAGCGUAUACAAUUUUGGUAUAUGAAAAACUAUCGGAUAUAAAGAAAUCUCUCGUCACGGUGGUCGCACUCCUCCCAAAUGCCUCGACGGAUCUUCAUGAAAAUUGUAUAUUUGGUAGGUAUGAGAAUAUGUAUGUAAAUUGUAAAGUAUUAGGUAUUUUUUGUAUGUCACUGAAUUGUCAAAAAUUUCAUAUUUUAUUUGGCGCUACUUUCCUGGGCAUUACGACAUUUGUAUAAAAAUAUGUAACAAAUACCUUGACAUUGUUUUAGCGGAACCCCUAAGUUACUCCUAAUAAAAUUAGCUAUCUACCAGUGAAAAACACGUCAAAAUCGGUCCAGCCGUUUCGGAGAUUAACUGAAACGAACUAACAGACAGACUCAAUAUCGUUUUUAUUAUGGAUACCGUGUAGACUUACUUAAAUAAUUUCUAUUUUGCCAUUACUAUAAAAGACUGCACCUCUAUUAAGUUGUAAAGAAACGCUUAGCUUGUUGUAUUCAGUUUAUGAUGGGAGGUCUAACUUACGACGACCUCCCGGAGCAACGGUGAGCGCUGUGAAUUUAAAUGGGAGGUCUCGGGUUCGAUUCCCGACAGGGGUAAUUUGGGAAAUAAUUUCUGAAUUUUCUCUGGUCUUGUCUGGUGGGAGGCUUUGGCCUUGGCUAGUUACCAUCCUACCGACAAAGACGUGCCGCUAGGCGAUUUUAAAAU
Pararge aegeria (speckled wood butterfly) is the source of this 3203-nucleotide messenger RNA. RefSeq lists its product as uncharacterized. Lineage: Eukaryota; Metazoa; Arthropoda; Insecta; Lepidoptera; Nymphalidae. Bases 75 to 2540 code for a protein of 821 amino acids. Gene Ontology annotation, biological process: regulation of transcription by RNA polymerase II. The transcript has 4 exons. Gene Ontology annotation, molecular function: DNA-binding transcription factor activity, RNA polymerase II-specific; RNA polymerase II transcription regulatory region sequence-specific DNA binding. The record is from RefSeq and is a predicted model, not a curated record. Gene Ontology annotation, cellular component: nucleus.